Molecule: messenger RNA, 750 nt
Organism: Rhipicephalus sanguineus (brown dog tick)
Lineage: Eukaryota; Metazoa; Arthropoda; Arachnida; Ixodida; Ixodidae
Product: DNA-directed RNA polymerase III subunit RPC7-like
Exons: 5
Coding region: 127-720 (197 amino acids)
Source: RefSeq, a predicted model, not a curated record
AUCUCCGUCUGCGGGGCCAGUACCCACUGUGGGCAACGGUCAUGCUUUCAAGGAACAGGAACGACAGAGGAGGACGAGGCGCUGUUGUGGCCGGUAUAGGGUGUUCCGGAACAUUGUGCCGGCAAAAUGCUCAAUUCCGCGCGGCUCGGUCUCACUGCCGAAGAACUAAAUGAAGUGGAACACUCGGAACCACCGCCCCUGUAUCCGCCUUGGCAGUGUCCUGCACCACCUUUGUUGAUUUCCGAAGAGGACAAGCACCUGGCCUCUGCCCUCGCUGAGCAGCGCAGGAAGUUCACAGAGUCCGCAUUCUACGUUCCUCCACACAAGAAGCCACGAUCUGAUGGGUACUGCCGCCAAGUCAUCGAGCCGCCUCGCGUCAACUAUGAUUCCUCCUAUUUUCCGGGCGAACUGAAGGUUCCGAAAAAGGCAAAAAAGACCAAGAAGUCAUCUCAAAUCUCUGUCGCUCAAAUAGACAUUGAGCAAGAGCUGCUGGUGCUGCAGGCUCCUAAAGAGGAAGACACAAUAUGUGAGAGUGAUAAUGAAGACGAAGAAGAAUCCACUGAGAAGAGCAGCGAAAGUGGCAGUGAGGAUGAGGCGGAAGACGAGUCAGAUGAUGAAGAGAUGGAAGAGGACACGGACUAUGUCCAUAAUUAUUACGAUGACUACGAAGAGGACGGUGCCUUUAAUGAGGACAACCUCGAUGAUGGCGCCUCCUUCUGAGGCAAUACAGCUGUCAUGUGUGGCUAAGCA